AUGGUGAACGAGUUUGAUUUGACCGACGGGCUCUCAAACGCUCUGGAGGCAGCCAUUGUGGAGCAUAAAUUGAUCCAGUAUCCAAUGAUUUCUUCUCAAGUUCGCUCGUUUUACAUUGAGCCGAAUCGUUUGGAUGCUCCUGCAAAUACGCUGUUUACCAGCAAGAUGCCUCGUAGAAUUUUCAUUGGACUUGUUAGUGCGAGCGCGUAUAAUGGGAGUUUUGAUACGUCGCGAUUCGAGUUCAAGCCGCACAAUAUCACGGAUGUUCACAUCGACUAUUGUGCUAUGACACUACCCGGACGACCGUUGGGCUUAGACUUUGACAACGGGAAGUUCAUGGAGGCCUAUGUUCAACUUCAAGAAACCCUGGGACAUACGAGAAACAAUUUUCGUUGCAACUCUAUUAGCGCAGACAUGUUCAAAAACAAAGGAUACACUAUUUUUGGAUUCGAAUUGAGUCCUGUUGCUCAGGAUAAUUCCCUAUUCGAACUUGUCCGUCAGACUAAUGUCAGUGUCCGCUUGAAUUUUACCAAACCCACUCCUAUUGGUGGUUUGUAUUGUGUGGUGUACGCUGAGUUUGACCAAAUUUUUGCACUCGAUUUCUUACGGAACCCCAUCAUAGAUUCCAUUGUCUGAGUCCGCCCCUUUUACUUCUCGUAUAAAUUGAAAGUCCCCGGCCUGCUAUCUCAUUUAUAAUGUCUGUGUCCAAUGGAUCAUGGAGACGUGAUUCUAGCGCUUCAAAAACACUGUCACCAACUAGUAAUGGAGAUUCUCCAGAUUCUUUAAGUUCUAGAAAAACUUACCCUCCUUCUUAUGGACAAGUGAAGGAAAUUAGAGAGGUAAAAGCACAUCUGCCGACUUAUUGACGUUUUUUCAGUCUGUUGUUGUGUUUUUACAGAAAAACAUCCGUAUAUAAACGGAUCGAGCUUCCGGUUGUAUCACCGGUGUCAUUUCGCUCUAUCGUUUAGUGUAUUCAAGACUUCAGAUAGAACUAUCUUUAUUUCGUGACUUCAUUCGACAUUGGAGGGGAACACAGAAUGAAUGUAUCUCGGGUUCCUGCGCGCAGAUGAUGCCGGGGCAGGGUCAUCAAUCUUGCUGGCCUAUGGAUUAUCUGGGGGAGAUAGGAAGAUGACAGACCGAAGUGCUGGCCUGUGACACGUAUAAGGGCCGAGGAGGCUAUUAUGCCAUCUUCAGAAUCGGCCCUACUUACUCCUCGCUUUCUUUUCGACGAUCCGUACAUGGUUUGGAACUUGCGUACCGACUGCCGUCGCCUGAACCGAGCGGGGGAAGCCGAAGUUUUGGACGACGAGUACCAGGAAUUAAGUAAGCACGAUUAGUUUGUUUUCUGUAGUAAACUUUUUUUUUUUUUGCAGGAAUAAAGAUGUGUCGGAUCUGUCGCUCGCACAUAAAUCACCAAAGACGAAUAAAGUACUUCAAAUUUGAUGUUCUUGUGGAAAAGAGACGGCUUCGCGAACCAACUCCGAGCUCUACCGUAGAGUAA
Caenorhabditis sp. 36 PRJEB53466 is the source of this 1501-nucleotide messenger RNA. The record is from the annotation of a GenBank genome assembly. Lineage: Eukaryota; Metazoa; Nematoda; Chromadorea; Rhabditida; Rhabditidae.